Molecule: messenger RNA, 1705 nt
Organism: Lampris incognitus (smalleye Pacific opah)
Lineage: Eukaryota; Metazoa; Chordata; Actinopteri; Lampriformes; Lampridae
Gene: pspc1
Product: paraspeckle component 1
Exons: 8
Coding region: 103-1317 (404 amino acids)
Biological process (GO): regulation of DNA-templated transcription
Cellular component (GO): nucleus
Molecular function (GO): RNA binding
Source: RefSeq, a predicted model, not a curated record
GUAGUCACCCUGAGCGCUGGCGUAACUCGCUCAAACACGCUGCAAAGUUUCAACUAAUUCCGCCACGGAAAGCUGACGUUAUUAUCGUCGUAUUGUCCGAAAAUGGCCAACAGGAAUUUGAAACCGGUGAACAUGCACAGCCAUACGUCCCCUCAACCGGCGAAACGGGGCACCGACUCCCCGGCCACGGACCAGUUAAGACCGGACAAAGAAGGCCCAACACCUCCCCCUCAGCACGCCGCCGCCAGUCCAGCAGAGGGACCCGGGGACAGAGGUGGGCAGAGUUCGCUGGAGAUGACGCUGGAUCUGAGGAGCUUUCGGAGGCCGGGGGAGAAGACGUUCACCCAGCGUUGCCGCCUCUUCGUCGGGAAUCUGCCGACCGAUAUCUCGGAGGAGGGUUUCAAGAAGCUGUUCGCCAAGUACGGGGAGGCCAGCGAGGUGUUCAUCAACCGAGACCGGGGAUUCGGCUUCAUUCGCCUGGAAACGCGAACAUUGGCAGAGAUCGCCAAAGCCGAGUUAGAUGGGACUGUUUUGAAAAAUCGACCAAUAAGGAUCCGCUUUGCUACUCACGGCGCUGCACUCACAGUGCGCAACUUGUCCCCUGUGGUUACCAAUGAGCUUCUGGAACAGGCAUUUUGUCAGUUUGGGCCGGUGGAGCGCGCUGUUGUUGUGGUGGAUGACCGUGGUCGCCCAACAGGAAAAGGCUUUGUGGAGUUUGCUAACAAACCAGCUGCACGCAAAGCACUAGACCGCUGUGCUGAAGGGGCUUUACUGCUUACCACUACCCCUCGUCCAGCUAUUGUGGAGCCCACAGAGCAGCUAGAUGAAGAAGAUGGACUUCCAGAGAAACUUUUGUCAAAAACUCCACAGUACCACAAAGAGAGAGAGCAAACACCACGCUUCGCUCAACCGGGGACCUUUGAGUUUGAAUACUCAUCUCGCUGGAAGGCUUUGGAUGAAAUGGAGAAGCAGCAGAGAGAGCAGGUUGACAGGAACAUCAGAGAGGCCAGGGAGAAACUGGAAGCUGAGAUGGAGGCGGCCAAACAUGAACACCAACUCAUGUUAAUGAGACAAGAUCUGAUGAGACGCCAGGAGGAGUUGAGAAGAUUGGAGGAGCUUCGCAACCAGGAGUUGCAGAAACGCAAGCAGAUAGAAAUGAGGCAUGAGGAGGAGAGGAGGAGGAGAGAGGAGGAGAUGAGACACAGAGAACAGGAAGACAUACGACGCCAGCAGGAUAACUUCAAACCAAACUAUGCGGAUGGUGUUCCUGUCACACACUGCCUGCAGAGAUGCAACAAGCCAGUAGGUGAAGCCUAAAGCAUGCCCGCACAAUCUGGGUGUUCUGGCUAUACACCAGGAAGAAGACCGGGAGAAGGCCGUUUGACUCCAGUCAGAGGUGGGGUCGCUGCGUUAUUCAUCCCCUUUAAGGCAGCAGUUUACCACAGUGUAUAGGACGUAGCUCAGGCGCACCACCUGUGAUGUAUGAACAGUCAUGAAGGUUGAUGAUGCCCCGCGUCAGCUCAAUUCAUGUCCACGCAUCAGAAGUCAAUACCAGAUGUCUGGUAACAGGCCAUUGCCCCCCCCUCCUUUUUCUCCCCAGUUGUACCUGUCCAGUUACCCCACUCUUCUGAGCUGUCCAGGUCGCUGCUGCACAUCCUCUGCUGAUCCGGGGAGGGCUGCAGACUACCACAUGCCUCCUCCGGUA